Penicillium cinerascens is the source of this 537-nucleotide messenger RNA. RefSeq names its product protein dprC (gene dprC). The transcript is spliced from 2 exons. Lineage: Eukaryota; Fungi; Ascomycota; Eurotiomycetes; Eurotiales; Aspergillaceae. The record is from RefSeq and is a predicted model, not a curated record. The coding region runs from base 1 to 537 and encodes 178 amino acids.
AUGAGCACAUACAACAAUCAAGCGGCAGAGGCACAUCGCCAGGACGCCAUGGCUGGCGCCCGCCGCCCUUCCUAUGGAUCCUCGACCGGGACGCCCGGCUUCCCUACGGGCUUGCAUGACACACAACCGCAGUACGAUCCUGCCACAUCAGGGGUCAACCCGGCCACCGGAGCGAAAUAUACAAAACCAUCUGCGGUUGGAUCCCACCCGUCCAACAGCUAUGACCAGGGCGGGCAGAUUGCAGGCACUCAUAUGCCUAGUAACGCGCCGCAACCCCAAAUGGUUAAUCAGGCGACGGCGGACUCGAACGCUUCCGGUGACAAAUUUGCCCGAAAGGGCGAGGAUUUUGGUCGCAAAGCUCAAGGCGUGAUGGCGGGUGUACAUGGAGCCGGAGAGUCGCUACGUGGAGCUCUGACCGGAGCUGUGGAUAGAGCCUUUGGAACUACGGAUGGCGCAGAGCGCAACGAAGAAAUUGCACGACGGGGUGAGCGUGAGAUGCAAUCGGGCGAGUUCACGGGGGCCCGUACGGGAAGAUGA